GUAAAAAAGGAGGAUAAUCUCACUAAUUUAAGGGAUCAAAGGUCAUUAAGAGCUCUGCCUUUGAUUAAGGUGUCUGGGGGCGUGUUGCGUUCAGGGAACAGCAGCGCCCCUCUGCGGCGUUCACUGGCAGCUCUCGGGUCAGGUGAUCCGGGCUACAUUGUAAAUAGACAGCAGCGAUCCGCCGGGGCCAUGCCUUCGUAGCCUCUAUAAACCGCCUCCAACAGAGCAAGUCUUUCCACUCGGAGACUCCUUAUCUUCCGACAGCGGUUGUCCAUCUGUUUCGAGUCAUUUCGGCGUGUUAAAGUGUUUUGUGAAGCAUGUACCGCUCUCUGUACGCCUUCCGAUCCGCGGAGCCCAACUCGCUGCACUUCUCGGCCGGAGAAAGCUUCCUAAUCCUGGAGAGGAGCAACAAACACUGGUGGCUGGGGUCCCGCUGCAGCUCGGGGGAAACCGGCUACAUCCCCGCUUCAUACAUCGAAAAAAUACAGGCUCCAGAGCAGGAUGAGGUGUUGCAGUCUAUUGACAGAGCGAUCGAAGGCAUCCAUAAUGUGGCCUUAAAAAACGGAGGCAAAUACAAUCUGGAGCAGCGAGAUGUUCUACAGAAGCUGAUCCAUCACAGAAAGGAGACUCUUGCACGACGGAGUUCCUCUUCCUCCGGUCAUAAACAAGGCCUCCCAUCUUCCAGCAGUGACAUAUCUCUCAGUCAGACCCCUCCUCCACCCAAUGGCCUUAACCGAGACUACGGACGACAGGGAAGCGUGCCAAUAUCAGGAAGCAUGGACAAUAUGCAAGCAGAGCAGGGGUUUUAUCAGGUGCCUCCUCAGCCUCGACGUGCGGCUCCGAUCACCCCUCCUCCCCCCGAGAAACAGCGAAACAGCCGGCGUCCAGCAGAGCCGGAGGUCCCCUCCAGAGUGUCCUCUCUUCCUCCGUCUCCCGGCCCCUCCCUCUCUAUCAGCACCACCUCUAUAGAGUCCGGCUCCUCCCACUCACUGGUCUCCUCUGAUGUCAGUCUGCCGAGUGUUUCCAGCACCCCCCCUCCCCCAGUGCCAUCCCGUGUGAAGCCCCCUGCACCGCUCUUAAGCAUACUGCCCUCUGACUCCCCUCCUCAGCCAGCUCCAGCGAAGAAGAGCCCCGCUCCGCAGCCUCCACAGCCCACCCCCACUUUACAGCUCGCUGUAGAGGACCAGCCGGAGAGUGAGUGGCCUGUUGCCCCCCCCUCUGUUGCUGAAAGCCCUCCUGGCAGCCCCACUACCUCCGAGCCGGUUUCCAUGACUAUUGGGGCCGAAUUGAUCGAGCUGGUACGGAAGAACACGGGCUUGAGUUACGGGCUGUCGCGGGUCGCCGUCGGCGUGGUGGUCGGCCAUCUGCAGACCGCCUUACCUCAAGCCUCCUCUGAUUUGGAGCAAGUUCUCCUCUCGCUGGUGGAGAGCAAGGAUUUGGGUGCAGCGCUGCCGCAGGGGCAGGUGUGUCAUGACGAACAGCGUCUGGAGGUGAUCUUCAGCGACCUCGUCCGUCACCGAGACGACUCCCAGCAGCGGAGCUGGGCGCUCCAUGAAGACCACGCUCUCAUCUCCUGCUAUCUGGAGGAGCUGCUGAAGAUACUGACUGAUGCAGAUCCAGAGGUGUGUAAGAGGAUGUGCAAAGCCAACCACUGUGAGAAUGUGCUUUCUCUGGUGUCAUAUUAUCAGAUGGAGCAUCGUGUGUUAUUGCGGCUGCUGCUGCUCAAGGUGUUUGGGGCGAUGUGCAGCCUGGAUGCUGCUCUCAUCUCCACCCUCCUCAACUCCAUCCUCGCCAUGGAGCUGGCCAGAGACUUACAGACUGACACACAAGAGCACCAGAAGAUGUGUUACACAGCCUUGGUACUUACUAUGAUAUUCUCAAUGGGUGAACAGGUGCCAUAUCAUCACUACGAACACUUGAAUGCUGACUUUGUUCAGUUCCUGCUGGGUGUGGUGGAGGACGGACUUCCCUCUGAUCCCACAGAGCAGCUGCCUGACAUCUUCCUGAACCUCCUGCUGGCCUUCAACCUGCACCACACAGCACCCAGUAACAAUGUGAUCAUGGAGGAGCUGAAGAAGAAAAAUGUCAAGAUUCUGUCGGAGAAAGUUCUGCUGCUUCUGAACAGAGGCGACGACCCCGUCUGUAUGUUCAAACACAACCCACCCGCACCGCACUCAGUGCUCAAGUUUCUGCAGGAUGUUUUUGCCAGCCGAGAGACCGCUGACAUCUUCUACCGCACUGACAUGAUGGUGAUGAUUGACAUCGCCGUUCGGCAAAUAUCGGACCUUUCACCUGGGGACAAGCUGCGGAUGGAGUAUCUCUCCCUCAUGCACUCAAUAAUGCGCUCGACGGACUACCUGGAGCACCAGCACCGGCUCACUGACCUGCAGGGGGCGCUGCAGAGGAUCCUCGGAGAGGAGGACGAUCCGGGAGAGGACGAAGGGAGCGCCACAGCGAAACAGAUGGAUAAGCUAAUUGUACAGCAGAUCUACAAGGAGUUUCCACAGAUCUGUGAGAAACAAGACUAACCAUAUCAGUAUCAUGCUCACACACUGUAGUCUGCUCCCUUCUACUGCAGGGAGGUACAGUAAAGCUUGAAAAGAGGAGGAACUGACAUUUUACAGGGCGCCCUGUAUUCUGUGCCAGCAAAUCAGUUUUGCCAGUGUUUCCUUGGACUCCACGGCUUCAGCAUGCAUGUGAUGUUGAUUUUAACAGAGAUUACAGCUUUUCUCUUCUCAAAUUAUAUUUUAAAAUGACAAAGGAGUGGGAGGUUCUUUGGUGUGUAUUUCAAGAAGGGAAAAAAUAUGACAAAUGCACAAAAAAAAAAAGCUGUGAGGUUUAGUCAUACUAGGAGGAAAUAGCCAAAAUAUAGGCCAAACUUUGGCACUGUUCUCACAGUGAAUUCUUAGCAAUAAUUACCUAAAAUAAACCAUUUAGCUAACUGUAUGUGCCCAAAGUACUGUGAAAUUAAAGCAACAGAAACCACAACUAAAACUUAUUCUAACCAAAAUAACUUUAACCAAACUGAUUUUAGAGCAAAUUUAAAGUUUGGUGGCAAAUUUGUAGUUGUGCUACAAAAUGAAAGUGCCAUGAUUUGAACUGUUGUGAGAAAACUUAAUGUGCUUCCCUUUCAGUGGGACCAAACUACUGUGUGUUACUGAGAGCAUUAUUUUCUUUAUAAAAACUGACUUCCUCUUUCAUUCACCCUGACAUCCAUCAUACUUAAAAACUGAGGUCGAGUAGAACAAGUUGAAUGUGACUAUUGUUAGUGAGAAAAGCUCACUCUGACUCAUGUGUUAUCAUUACUAAGCUGUUAGCUGAGUAACUCGCUGCUACAUAUAGAGUCUCUCCUGUGGCUUCGUCUUCAGUUUUCUCAGUCUGGUACUUUUGUCUUUGACUUUCUUUCAAACACUUCAAAAUGAUUUCUCUGUACUUAGAUAUGCAAAACUCCUCAAGCAUCACAAGUCAUUGGCUGAAGAGUUUUUGUCCGUAUGCUGCAUUCAAACUAACUGUGCUGCAAUAAGGCUUUAUAACAACUCGUGAUAUUGCUGUAAUAUACUGAGUCUUGGCUGAUGUGAGCUGUGGCUGCCUCGAGGAGAGAGAUGUUCUGCAGUUAUUAUCUGAGAUAAUACAUUAGUCAGUGUUGUUGAUUUACAGUUAUGAUCUAAUGGUUCAACUGAAAAUCAAGAGGAGUGAGAGGAAAGACUGGGCAUUUAUUUUAUCUCCUCGUGGUCUAAUACUUUAACAGCAAAAUAUACCUUUCCUUGACUUUUCCUCAUUGUGUAGUGAUUGAUGUUGUUCACCCGUCUUACACUUUAACUGACCUGUUUUUGUUCUCUGUGGCAUGGAAACAUACUUCCGGGAAGGUUAGACACAAUCCAGAAGAGAUAUCGGUUUUUAUUUUGGUGUCCAAACGUUCGUUCAUUCAUUAAUUUGUGUGUCUGUUUACAGCGUGUGUGAGAGAGAGGUGAACGUCCCUCCUUUCCAUGAUUAACAUUGUCUGCAAAAGUGCUACGACUGUGUUAUAAUAAAACUAAUAAAGCUAUAUUUUAACAGUG
Thunnus maccoyii (southern bluefin tuna) is the source of this 4058-nucleotide messenger RNA. RefSeq names its product NCK-interacting protein with SH3 domain-like. Gene Ontology annotation, molecular function: protein binding; Arp2/3 complex binding. The record is from RefSeq and is a predicted model, not a curated record. The transcript is spliced from 13 exons. The coding region runs from base 318 to 2528 and encodes 736 amino acids. NCBI's taxonomy places the organism in Eukaryota, Metazoa, Chordata, Actinopteri, Scombriformes, Scombridae. Gene Ontology annotation, biological process: endocytosis.